AGGUACCUCGAACUCGAAAAAAUGCCCCACGUUGAAUUUUAUGGAAUUCGAUUGUGACUCAAUCGAUCAUCGUGAAGCGCAAGGCGAAGGCAGUGAAGGAAGCACAAAGCAUUUUGCACAAACAACAAUCGACAACCCAUUUCCUGGGCAUCCACCCCCACAGACCUACGAUCACUGCUUUGCCGAGUCGAAUCCAACUGCAUACAAAAAAUCACCUGCGAAACUACCACUGCCCACGCCGUCAGUUUCGCACCAUGUCCGAUCAAACCAAUGGUGCGCCCGCUGAAGGCGCACCCCCCACUCCAACACAGCAACCCGACCCGACUCCAAAGGUCGAGGAAGCGUCCAAGUCGGAGAAGCCUGCAGCAGCAGAAAAUGGAAAGCCCCAGAAGGAAGAACAAAAGGCAGGGGAUGCGGCGACCGGCGACAAGAAGCUUACUGGUGCUGAACUAAAGGCCAAGGCCAAGGCUGAGAAGGCAGCCCGAAGAGCGCAAACCAAAGUCAGCAAGGAGGUCUCCAAGGCCGAGGCCGCCGUAUCGAGUUCGCCGCAGCAGCUAGGUCCGGCCGUGUCAGAGGUCAAGGGAAAGCAGAAGGGAAAAGAGGGCGCUGCAGGAGGCCCUGGAGCUCGGCCUGCGCUGGCAAGGGCCACCUCGACAGCCAUCGUCACCGAGCAGAAGAUCCUGAUUCCGGAAUGCUUCAGUCACCUGUCAAUGGCAAAGAGAAUACCAAUGACACAGGCUGAUAAGGACGUGCACCCCGCUGUUCUCGCCCUUGGUCAGCAGAUGGCAACCUUCGCAAUCGACGAGAGUAUCCAGCGUCUCAAAGCAACUCUGUUGGCUUUCAAGAAGGUUAUCCAAACAUACAAUACCCCUCCCGGUCACUUGUUGGCACGCCAUUUCACUCCCCAUGUUCUCAAUCCACAGAUUGAGUACCUCACGGCAUGCCGGCCAAUGUGCUUUUCUAUGGGCAACGCCAUAAGAUGGCUCAAGCUUCAAGUCAGCAAGGUUGACAUGGAUGCAAGCGAGGAAGAUGCGAAGCGGGAGCUGUGCCAAGCCAUCAACACCUUUGUUGCGGAACGUAUCACUGUAGCAGACGAGGUCGUCACCGAGGCCGGCGCAAAGUCUAUUCGUCAUGGUGAUGUUGUACUCACCUAUGGCCGGAGCAGUCUGGUCGAGCGCACUUUGCUCCUGGCUAGAGCAGCUGGAACCAAGUUCUCAGUGUCUGUUAUUGACGAUCCCUAUGAAAAAGCUGGCCAGCAACUCGCAAAGACACUAGCAUCAGAAGGUGUCACGGUGUCGUAUGCCGGUGACUUUGGUGGCCUGACGAACCACUUAAGACGUGCCACCAAGGUUCUCGUCGCGGCCGAGGCAAUGUUCAGCAACGGUGCGCUGUAUGCACGAUCAGGAACCUGCGAUGUUGCUCUUGCGGCAAGCCAGCUGGACAAAACCGUGAUUGUCCUGUGCGAGACAAUCAACAUUACCGAACGGGUUGCAAAUGACUCCUUGACAUAUAAUGAGAUCGACCCGGAAAGAUGUCAAGCCGCGGCCUUUAGACUGCUGUUUGACACGACCCCUGACAAGUAUUUACAGUUGCUAGUCACGGAGCUGGGGACCGUACAACCGAGAUCAGCACCUGAUCUACUAAGGAAGCUCGAGGAGUUCAACUAGGAGGUGGACUCCAAGAAGUAUCCUAUCGCGGUACGUGUCGAGGAAUGUCCGGAUGAUAAGCUAGAAUUAGAGGUAUGUGGUAAGAUCUACAGAGUCUCAAAGCUUGUCGCGUUGAAGCCGUUCGCAAGCUCGAGGUAAAUUAUACGCGGAUGGCUGUGCUUCAAAAGACCAGCCAGAAGCACAGAACCCUGUUGAGCUUGAUGCAGGGCCCUGAGGCAUUAUCUGGAAUGACAGAAUCCCCGCCGUCAUAUGUCUGUGUCAAGUGCUCGGUAAUGCAAGGGUUUGGGGUAGCUGCGAAGUUUUUGGGGGGUCUCCGCCUGGAAUAGCAAAUAUACCGAGACGUUCAAACACAUAUCUAGAGACAGCAAGUGGAAAUAGCACGUUCUGACAACAGUAUACCUCCAUCUUGUGAGAUCAUCAAU
Truncatella angustata is the source of this 2089-nucleotide messenger RNA. RefSeq lists its product as uncharacterized. The transcript has 2 exons. Lineage: Eukaryota; Fungi; Ascomycota; Sordariomycetes; Amphisphaeriales; Sporocadaceae. Bases 255 to 1667 code for a protein of 470 amino acids. The record is from RefSeq and is a predicted model, not a curated record.